Chrysemys picta bellii (western painted turtle) is the source of this 1093-nucleotide messenger RNA. The record is from RefSeq and is a predicted model, not a curated record. NCBI's taxonomy places the organism in Eukaryota, Metazoa, Chordata, Testudines, Emydidae.
AUGAUGGAUCAAUUCUUCUGUGAAAUGCCCGAGCUGCUCAAGCUCUCCUGCUCUGACAUGUACCUUGGGGGGAGGAAUGGGCAGGGGGAUGGGGGAGGUCUGUGUCGGGGUUUCCUCCCGCAUUUCCUCUCCCCCUCACUCCCCGGUGGUCUCCCCCUCUGCACUAACCUCUGUGUUUCCAUUGCAGCUCCCCUAUCAGCCCCCACACUCUCUCUGCACCCCCCACACCCAGAGUUCUUUGAGGGGGAGCGUCUGACACUCAGGUGCUCGGCUCCCAGGGCUGCAGAGCCGACGGGGUACCGGUUCUUCGACCAAAGUGGGGAGCGGCUCUUCAAAACACCCCCUGAUCUCUACAGGGAAGGCCAGCUCCAUCUCACAGCUCAGCUGGCCACCACCGGGGCCUACAGUUGUGCAUACUGGAGGGGGGCAUCUGGGCAAGAAACCCCAUCUGAGAAGAGCCAGCCCGUCUCCGUUCAAGUGAAGGAUGCUCCUGCGGCCCCAUCCCUCUCCUUGAAUCCCCGGCGCCGGGUGUACCGUGCUGGUGACUCCGUGGGACUCGUGUGUUCAGCACCCCCUUCAGUGGACAGGGUUAAAGGUUUCCAGUACUUUGGAGAUAGAAUAGCUGUGUUAGCGCUGGCUUCAUCCAAGAAGAACUAUACCUACAACUUGAACAUCACUGGACCAACGGUAUUUGGGUCAUACAGCUGUUCAUACUGGGUACGUCUGUCCGGACGGAAUGUCCCAGCCAGGAGGAGUGAGCCAGUGGUCAUCAGCAUGAGAGGCAGCUGGUCCCGGGAGUUGGCCGUGGGGGGCUCAUUCUUCACCCUCAACUGCCUCAUCUUCCUCGUCACCUACUUCCUGAUGAAGUGCGAAGGUUCCUAAGAGAAUCACAGGAUGGACAUCCAAGCCCGAAGAAGAACCUCCAAAGGUCUUUAGCAUGAAUCUUUCCAAGCUGUCUGUGAUGCCAAGGCCCAAUCAAUCUUCCCUGCCCCCUGCCUCAGUUUCCCCAUCUGACAAAUGAUGUUCAUGAUCUUCAUCUUCUAUGUGGGGUGUUGUGAAGCUUAACAUAUUUGCUUUGAAUAUUCUGCAGGUC